CUUCGUUCCAGGUUAUUGUUUUUCUUCUUCUCCUCCCACUUCUUACUUAUCUCCCAAUCAUAUCACCCGGCUUCCCUCCUCCAUCCGUGGAUCGUCGCCCUGGCUGUGUCACUGUCCACUGUCCACAGGAUCAGGGCCUCCACCGAUCUGCUUCCAAUGUUGCUCCAAUGGCUCCAUCCUUGUUGUCUGCUUGGGUCUCGAAACAAUCAUGUAAUUCUGCUGCCUUCUAUGGCUAGAGUUGCGACCGGUCUCCUCCUCGGAGGACGGAAGACCCUGGAUGGUGUUGGUCUCAGCCUUACUACCUUAAUUUAAGAGUUUUCAUCUUGUCUCCAGCGUUUCGGUGGAAAUCCUGUCAAACCAUUAUUUAUACUUCUGUCGCCUGCCAUCCGCUGUUACGCACCUUGAUCGAUUUUUCCUGAGACUGGCUCUCUGAUUAAGCAACAACCCCAAACCAGCUAAAAAUCAACACCGCCAAGAUGGGGUUUGGCGGCGCCGUACUACGAUUCGUGAACCUCGCCAUCCGCAUUCUUCAAUUCCUCGAUGCCGCCGUCAUCCUCGGUAUCUACUCAUACUUCCUGGCCGUCCAGAGCAAACAUGACCAGGAGAUCCCGCAAUGGAUGAGAGCCGUCGAGGGUCUCGCGGGCGCCAGCGCCCUCUACGCCCUCCUGGGCACCCUCUUCACCUGCUGCGUGGGAGGUGUGGCCUUCUUCGCCGCCAUGGCCGUCAUCCUCGACGUGGCCUUCAUCGGCGCCAUGAUCGCCAUCGCCGUACUCACCCGUGACGGCGUCCAGACCUGCACGGGGAAGAAGAUCGACACCCCGCUGGGAUCCGGCCCCAGCGGCAAGGAGUCCGCCUCCAAGGUGUCGUUCGAGUACGCCUGUCAGCUGGAGAAGGUCGCCUUUGCCGUGGCCAUCAUUGGAAUUUUCUUCUUCCUCUGCUCCAUCCUGUUCCAGGUGCUCUACGCCCGCCACCACAAGCGGGAGAAGCGAUUCGGCCCCUCCCCGGCCAACGGAUACACCUACGGCACUCGCCGCCGUGCCUUCUGGCGCCGCAACAAGAACAACCCGGAUAGCGGCAGUGCCGACGACAUGCUGCCGGGUCACCCGACGCCGAGCGAUGUCGAGCUGGGCGACAACAGCGAGAAGUCUGGUGGUCUCUUUGGGAAGAAGAAGGCUCCUGCUGCUGUUCCGCCGGCCCAGAAUAAGUUUGGAUAUGGUAGCUCUGCCUAUACGGGUAACUACUAAGAUGAAAUGAGCUAGCUGGAUAUGAACCAACUGGAUGAGAUUUAUCCAGGUAAAGACUGGGAGAAAGCAGAUUAAAAGUACGGUGGCUACUGAACCAGCGACUUAAUAUAUUCUCUUAUGUUGGAUUAGCCUGUACAUAUGACGGCUCACUCGUCUUGAACAUACUCAGAUGAUGUGUAUUCGUCGACGAUUAAUGAAUGCCUUAUAAUUU
Messenger RNA from Aspergillus candidus, 1455 nucleotides. RefSeq lists its product as uncharacterized. The record is from RefSeq and is a predicted model, not a curated record. The transcript has 2 exons. Bases 477 to 1244 code for a protein of 255 amino acids. Lineage: Eukaryota; Fungi; Ascomycota; Eurotiomycetes; Eurotiales; Aspergillaceae.